Molecule: messenger RNA, 4377 nt
Organism: Salmo salar (Atlantic salmon)
Lineage: Eukaryota; Metazoa; Chordata; Actinopteri; Salmoniformes; Salmonidae
Gene: cxadr
Product: CXADR Ig-like cell adhesion molecule
Biological process (GO): homotypic cell-cell adhesion
Cellular component (GO): intercalated disc; bicellular tight junction; basolateral plasma membrane
Molecular function (GO): cell adhesion molecule binding
Source: RefSeq, a predicted model, not a curated record
AUGCACCUGCUGAGGCGUAGCGGGAUCGGUGAGUUUUGAUGCUUCGGGAGAGUGCUCUGGCAGUCGGAAGCACCGCAUAACUUUAUUUUUCACCUGUGUUUUGAAAGAAAAUUAUUGGAAUAGACCGAAAGGAAUGGAUUUCACGAUACUCCACCUCUGCUGUGUAUUGAUUAGUCUUAUCGCAGGUGUUGCCCAUGGCCUGGAGAUCACGUCCCAGGGACCCACGUCCAUAGAGAAGGCCAGCAGUGAGAGUGUCAAGCUGGAUUGCCAGUUUUCUCUGGCCGCUGUGGACUCUGGCCCCCUGGACAUCGAAUGGAGCCUGCUGGCCUCCGACAACCAGAAAGAGGACAAAGUGGUGAUCCUGUACUCUGGGGACAGGGCCUAUGAGGACUACUACCCUGCAGUGAAGGGGCGGGCCCACUUCAACUCACCCGACCCAAAGAAUGGUGACGCUUCCAUCAACCUGACUGGUCUGAAGUCCUCAGACACGGGAACCUACCAGUGCAAGGUGAAGAAGGCCCCGGGCAUCCGCAGCAGAAAGAUGCUACUGACCGUCAUGGUGAGGCCGUCCAAGCCCAGAUGCUCUACUGAAGGCCCCACCCAGGAGGGUAAGGACGUGGUCCUGAGGUGUACGUCCAGUGAGGGGACCAACCCCCUGCAGUACACCUGGGAGAAGACCAGUGACAACAAGAUUCUGCCUGCCUCAGCCGUGCUAGACCCUGUGGGAGGCACCAUGAAUGUAAGGAACGCGUCCAUCAGCUCCUCUGGAACCUACCGCUGCACUGUUAAGAACCACGUGGGCAUGGAGGAGUGUAUUCUACAGCUUGGCAUCACUCCCCCACCCAACACUGCUGGUAUCAUAGCUGGAGUCAUCAUCGCUGUGCUGCUGGCCCUCAUCAUCAUCGCCAUCAUCCUCUUCUGCUGCUGCCGCGCCCACCACAGGAAGAAGUACGAGAAGGAGAUCUCUUACGAGAUCAGAGAGGACGUUCCCCCUCCAAAGAGCCGCGUGUCGACGGCUCGCUCUUUCACCAGCGUGGGCAGCCAGCGUUCCUCCCUGGGCUCCAUGUCCCCCUCCAACCUGCAUGAGUACGCCCUCAAGCCCCAGUAUGACAAGAUCCCCUCCGUGGAGGAGUAUGAGAGGCCCCCCAGCCACACACCCCUGCCACCGCCUGUCGCCAGCAAGAUAGCUGGCCGUAACCUCAGCCGCAUGGGCGGCAUCCCCGUCAUGAUCCCCGCCCAAAACAAGGACGGCUCCAUUGUGUAAUGGAGAGGGGGAGAAAGGGAGGGGUGGGACUGGGGUACACUAGCCAGAGAGGAGGUGGGGGGCUGGUCUGACAACUGGAGAGAUGGAGGGAGGGACUGGGGGACACUAGCCAGAGAGGAGGUGGGGUGGCUGGGCUGGGGACUGGGCUGACUGAUUUUAUGUCCUCCACCACUCAUAAGCUGUGGUGCCGUACUGAGGAGAAAAGAGAUGCAGUACUGUACCAUAUCACAUCAGGCCCACUAUGAACUAUUUACUGAAGGCAAAAAACAACAGAUCAUUUUAUGAAUUUUACUUCCUGAUCUUUCUGACAAGCAGACACAAAAAUACUAGGGUGGCUAGCUACAUUUUAAUGGUCAAUUCAGAAAGGUUGCUUUGUAUAUAGUUGAAUGCAUGAUGCUUUUUAAUCUAGCUGGCCCUGUCCUUAGAGAUGUGUGCAGAGCAGACCAAGGUCUCUGAUUGGCCUAUGGUGGGUUUGUACUGUGACAGUAUGACAGCUGUAUGUGUGUGUUUCUGGGCGUGGGAAAUGUACACUUCUACUCCAGUCUUUGGAUGAAAUGCCAAAAAUAUAAUCAGACAAAAGUUUUUAUCAAAUCUCUCAGUUACAUUUUUGAAAAUAUUUUGCAUAUUUGACAAUAACCCCUCCACACACAUAUUUGUUAAAUCUAUUUUAAGAAUAGGGGUUGCCGAAGGGAUUUAAGAUUUCUGCUUUUCAAAUGAGUUUUGUUGUCAUGUGGUUACCUUUAUAAAGAUGUUUAUUCCACUGGUUGGACUGGCUGAUGUAAUGGGCAUGUUUGGACUGGCUGAUGUAAUGGGCAUGUUUGGACUGGCUGAUGUAAUGGGCAUGUUUGGACUGGCUGAUGUAAUGGGCAUGUUUGGACUGGCUGAUGUAAUGGGCAUGUUUUCCAGCCCUGAGAGCAGUUGGUCCAGCUUGGGCUGGGAGGGACGGACGGUCAGGGUUGGUUAACGACACGGGAGGGGGAGUUAAGCCACCCCAUCUUGUGAUUGGUGGAUUGUUGUUUCUUUGCCGGGCUUACACCCCAUCUUCUCCCUUUCUCCCCACCCCUCUCUACAAGUUCCUAGAACAGGCAGUGUUUUGGAGAAUAGGGGGGUGUGGCUUCACUGAACAAUCAUAUUUGAUUGUGUUUCACUGCCACCAGCUCAGGCCCCUAACCCUUCGGACUCCACCAGUGCACCCCUCCCCCAACACACAUUCUGUAUUAGCAGGACGACCACGGUUACACUGUUCGCUAUUAUUAACCAUCUCUGUUGUUUAACCAUCCAACCCAAAGGUCUCCCCACAGUCCUUCCCAGAAAACAUUCUGGAUUUGGAACCGCAUACCUAGGGUUCAAUAUCGCAACCUCUUUCAAUGGUCAUUAUUAAGUUUAUUGGUUCAUUCAUGCAUCACCGUUUGUGAAGGAUAAAUGAAGGAUGUACAUGUAUGUUAUAGUAUGUUAGUAAGUAUGUUACAUGAUUUAUGGAAGGAAGUGAGUGUUAAGGGGAAGAAGUCAACAUUAGAAUACUGAGUCACAGGUGUUCACAUGUUUAGGCUACAACUACAGUCCAGUAACUGUUCUCUAGGGUUCCCAUGCUGUACCCUAGCUCUAUCACUCAGUCAGUCACAACAGGCUGCUCCCAGUCUUACUCACAGCCUCAGUGCUUCUGCUCAGCCCAGAUGACUUGUUUCUGUGAUUGACAUCACUGUGCCUUGUCUGUACUGACUUGUAUCACACACAUACUGUUGUAGCCACAGGCCCCUAAGUAGGUGUCUGUGUCUCAAUGGAUCCCUGGUUGUGUGCUAGCCUUUUAACGUUGCUGUGCGCCAUACAUGUAUGUUUUGUAGCUAACGAUCAUUGCCAUGUAUGGUGCUUGGCACAAGAGUUGGCUUCAGUACAUAUAGUUUGGCUAUAAUGGACCUGUAGUACCAGGCCUACAUCAGGCAUAAUAACCAGUCCACUUUACAUGGUUUUGGAUCCUGUGUAAUACUGCAUCGCAGUUUACAUUAGCUCUGUAUUUAAACUGUUGCAAUGUUUAAAACAUUUCCCAAACAUUGAUUCAUACAUUUGUUGCUUCUUUUUUAAAUUCAUUAUUUAAUUUUUCUGUAUGAAGGCUUUGGUUGUAUGUGUAAAUAUACUGUAAAAGUGACACUAUCUCUAGAACUUAUCCCACCACACUUACUCUAAUGCUCUGUAUGUAUAAUGAUGCUCUGCAGUACUUUUCUUGGUUAAUGUGUAUCUAAAACAUGAUCGCUGGGUGUUAUCAAUAACAGUAGAGGGUGAAAGCCUGCUCAUUCAGCUGGGCACUACUGUAGCUCUGUUUCAGGAUCCACAUUAGCAUCUUACUUAGAAUGAAGAUCAAUGAUUAUUUGAUGGAUCAGCCAUGUUAUGGAUUGUAUAAGUUUGACAUGGAUGUGUGGGUGUCCAGAUUCUAAAUGGUAUACUAGCAUGGUUAUUGAAACAGAGCCUGAUUCUGUGUGUGUGAAUAGAAUGUAGUAGAUUUGGGGUGGAUGAAGAGGAGGUGAUGGGUAUAGAGCGCUUUCUGAAUUGUACAGUAUCCCCGCGCCUCUCCUCAUUGUGGCAGGUGUAACUUCACACCCAUGGGACAGCAGCCACAUCCAACUGCUGCACCGAGGCAGGAUGUGGAGAAAAACCCACACCAUACACUACCCCAAGUUGGAAAAGCUGUCAGUUCUCUCCAAGCCCAGGGAAGUGUGUGUGUGUGUGUGUGUGUGUGUGUGUGUGUGUGUGUGUGUGUGUGUGUGUGUGUGUGUGUGUGUGUGUGUGUGUGUGUGUGUGUGUGUGUGUGUGUAAUGUCUGGAAUGUCUGGAGGGGGCCCAGAUAUAUAGUAUUUUAGUAGAAUAGACCUUUGACUGCUGACAAACUACAGAGUCAUUAGGGAGUCAUAUUGUACAGUCCCUCUCAACUCCGGAAACUAAUGAGAAGAACUACUAACAUGAUAUUUACUGUAGCUUUUAAAAGAAGUGUACUAAUAUUGUAUGAAUAUUUUUCUUUCGGGGGUUUGUUUGCACAUUGGGUGAUCAAACCUGUUUUAAUUUUUCUUUGUGUGUGUCAUUUUUGUGCUGUAUUUUUAAAUAAUAAAAGGACAUAAAAUGAAA